AUGCUCUACGUUUUCAGUGCAUGCGUACCAUCCACACGGGGAGAGCAAUCUUUGAUUAUUGAUGGUACAGUUGCCUCAAGAAGUUUUUAUACCCCACCUCUCUGUAUUUUAGAAGAUGAAUAUGACAACGUUGAGGUGAGAAUAAAAGCUUACCUUGCACUGGUUCCCUGCGCCUCUGAAACCCCCGGAUUCUUCAGGAGGAUUGAGAAGAUUUUGGACAGUGAGACCGUGCAUCAGGUUGGCUCCUUCCUCUGGACCCACGUAAGGAACCUGGCGGAGGAACCCGGGGUCAGCGAGUACGACCAGGAGCUGGCUAGGCUGGCAUCCCAUCCUACACUCAAUUCCAAGUUCAACACGAACCCUCUUCGAUCCUCACGCAAUUACCGUUAUUCCCACUUCAGUGAAAUACUGAAUGGUGGCGGGAGCAUGGACAGCAACGUCAUCUUCUCCGAUUCGUUCGUCCCGCGCCAUGCCUCUGUGAACCUCACCGUUGACAUCCUGCAGAAUUCUUUCAAUGUUCUGGAGAUCGGAGGCGAUUUCGUUGCCCUGGAAGAAUACGUGGAUAGGAUUCUGGGCCGAGAGGCAUCCAAGGCCCAGAUCGAGAAGGACAAGAUCCUGAAGCUGCAAAGGCUCUAUGACGAGGCGAGGACAGUGAACGAGCUGACGGGGCUUGACGACCACGAGUCCAGGGCCUCCGUCUUCUUCAGGGUUUUUGGCCACGAGGUCGCCUACUUUGACAACAUCCUCAAAAUCAACCCUUUGGAGACACUCCAGCAGCUCGUCAAUGAGUUUUCGGUGCCCAAAUCAUUUCAGGUGCUCAACCAGGAGUGCGUCAGCCCAACACUCCUUGGCUUUCCCCUGCGACUCAAGGUCAACGCGACCGGCUCUCUCGUCCUGACCCGUGACGGAACCUUUGAAAUGAGUGGCCACGGCGUGAUGUUGGAAGGGCACCUGAACCCCUCUGCUGUCGUGGCAGUGGAAGAGACCCUAACUGUAGAUGGCUUCGGGUUUCUCAGCGGCAUAAGAAGACGAACCACGCAGACCUCCCACAUGCAACUUGGCCUGAAGGUGGAGGUGGUAAAUGGCGAGCUUGUGGACGUGCAGCUUAACGUGCCAGAGGAAGAGGUUGCCAAAGUCAGUUCCUCUGUUCAGGUGGGGCUCUAUGACAACGCCCAGGCCGGCUGGAAUGUGGCGCAGCAGCCGGAAGAAGCAGAUGGUGAAGGACGGUGCACACCAGAAAAUUUCAAUAAAGUCGUUGGUCUGAAAUUCUGUGCAAACAAUGGUCUGGAGAUCACUCGAACUGACACUUUUAACCACUAUAAAUUCAGCUUUGAGAACAGGGAUGGCAAAGCUAAAGUCCUCUUUGAUACACCCGGUUCGUCAGUGGAUCGACAGUUCAGUAUAAAGGUGAACACUAACCCUGAAAAUUUUGGCGGUUCCCUUGUGUACCCUGGGAAGCGCUACGACAUAAAAGGGGAAAGUGUGAGCACGCAGCGCAAGAAGAGGUUUAAAAUUCAAUAUCUCGAAGACUCAGACACGAAAGGGGAAUUAGACUUGCUCAUCAACAGGAGGGAUGAAGGAUUUAAGGUGUCCUACACGUCAGGGAUCAAGAUGAAGUUAAAGGGCAUCGGAGACUUCAGCCUGAAUGGAAAGCUGGCAGUUGGGGACGAUGCCCUUUCCGUGGAAGGGACCCUUAUAUCCAGUCUACAGUAUGAACCGAUAGCUUUCAAGGCCUCAUGGGAACGGGACGGGGACCAGCAUAGUCUUGAAGGCCUCUUCGCUGCCGGCCAGUUAGGAUCAGCCACUGGAAGCGCUAAUGUUUCCCCGAGCAGUGUUAAAGCACAGCUGAAAGGAGACUAUAGUUACGAUCAGCCGGAACCUCACACUUUUUCCGUCACGUUGGAUUUGGCAAACAAGUCUGGAGGAAGAGGAAUGUACAAGGGACAAGUGUCAGCCACGGUAGGUCUUGGAGGCCAUUCUCUUGGCAGUGACACAUACCAUUCUUAUGUAUCAAAUCGAGUCAAGCUGAGGUCAACCUUGAUGUUUCGUAUCUUUACCAAGAGAACCUUCUGCAUUUCAUGGCUGACACCACCGUCUUAG
Messenger RNA from Penaeus monodon (black tiger shrimp), 2100 nucleotides. Its product is annotated as apolipophorins-like. The record is from RefSeq and is a predicted model, not a curated record. The transcript is spliced from 7 exons. Gene Ontology annotation, molecular function: lipid carrier activity. Gene Ontology annotation, biological process: lipid transport. Lineage: Eukaryota; Metazoa; Arthropoda; Malacostraca; Decapoda; Penaeidae. The coding region runs from base 1 to 2100 and encodes 699 amino acids.